Messenger RNA from Topomyia yanbarensis, 1030 nucleotides. RefSeq names its product large ribosomal subunit protein uL2m (gene mRpL2). Gene Ontology annotation, molecular function: structural constituent of ribosome; RNA binding. The record is from RefSeq and is a predicted model, not a curated record. Gene Ontology annotation, cellular component: ribosome. The coding region runs from base 74 to 967 and encodes 297 amino acids. Gene Ontology annotation, biological process: cytoplasmic translation. The transcript has 2 exons. NCBI's taxonomy places the organism in Eukaryota, Metazoa, Arthropoda, Insecta, Diptera, Culicidae.
UGACACAUUUAUUGCAUAAACGACGUAAAUAAAAUAUCUUUGGUUGAGGUUUGUUGAUCCCGUUUUGUCUGAAAUGGCAUUGUUGGCGAGAUUACUUAAAAAUUUUGCCAUAAAUACUGGCAUAAAUAGUGUUCGGCUUGUGCAAGUGUCCGGUAUUUCGACCGAAAGUUUAUCUCGAGUGAUGAAUAAACCGAAACCUGGUUUGGGAAAGGCUUAUCGCCGAAUUGUACACUAUCCGGAGCAGUACACCGUGGAGCCAUUACACGUGACUAAUUUGGCUGGUCGGGAUCCCGAAACUGGUAGGAUGAUAGCCAAGGGCAUUGGAGGUGGUAUUAAGCAUAAAUUUCACUGGAUUAAAUGGGUUCGCGAUGGUCCUGUGGAGGGCCCACCUCAAACUGAAAAGGUUAUUGAUGUGAUACAUGAUGGAUGCCGUACCGCAAAGGUUGCCCUUGUGGCGGUCGGAAACGAUCUGAAGUACAUUUUGGCCACAGAGAAUAUGAAGGCUGGCGAUAUAAUUAAAACCUCUAGGCUAAUUCCUAGAAUUCCAGUUCGUGCUAACGAAGGUGAUGCCUAUCCGCUGGGCGCUCUUCAGAUUGGAACUCAAAUACACUGCUUAGAAAAGUAUCCUGGACAACCUUGUCAUCUAAUACAUUCGGCUGGCACAUAUGGUACUAUUCUCCGCAAAUUUGGUGAGCUGGUGGUAGUACAACUUCCUUCUAAGCAAGAGUUCGCUUUCAAGCAAACCUGCAUGGCGACGGUUGGUCGGGUAUCAAAUAUUUACCACAAUAAAACGCCCAUAGGUUCAGCGCAAAGAAAUCGUGAAUUGGGCAACCGUCCACGUUCAGGAUUAUGGCAGAGGAAAGACGGUCGACACGGUCGUAAAAUUCGCAGACUACCGCCUAUGCGGAUUGUUUCUGCUCCUUCUGAGCCUCCUCCAGCUGCCAUGAAAUUCACAUUAAAUUUGUAGUUUCUUCCUAAAGAUUUCUAUUAAUUGUACAAUACUAAAAUAAAGUCAACUAUAUAUCACAAA